GUCUCUAGGAACGAACAAGAUUCGAGUGAAGACCGUUCCCAUGGAGGAGACCAUAGCUCUCGCUGCUAAUUUAUUAGCAUCACCCGGGAGAUACGCAUUCGCCGUGGCCAAGCUUUCGAGGUUGUCCCCAACGACUUCCCCUGGAACUUCCCCGCUCAUUCACUUACAAAGUUUCAGCAAGGUGGGGUAUGAGUCCUAUCCCGAGGCCUUCGUCCAGUUCAUGAUCAGACUCGCCAACCCGGGCUUAUUCGAUACCACAACUCUCUCUCCUCAGCAACAAGCCGAGGAGGAAGCCUUGAGCCAGUUGUAUGCCGGGAUGGAGACCGAGGACCCGAGGCUGUACCUUACCUAUCGCUCCAAUGAGAGUUUGGUGAUUGAUGCUGAGAAAUUGGUGACAUCCUCUGGAUGA
Messenger RNA from Perkinsus marinus ATCC 50983, 409 nucleotides. RefSeq lists its product as hypothetical. The transcript has 4 exons. Lineage: Eukaryota; Perkinsozoa; Perkinsida; Perkinsidae. The annotation marks the transcript as partial. The record is from RefSeq and is a predicted model, not a curated record.